Molecule: messenger RNA, 300 nt
Organism: Pieris macdunnoughi
Lineage: Eukaryota; Metazoa; Arthropoda; Insecta; Lepidoptera; Pieridae
Source: the annotation of a GenBank genome assembly
AUGCGGACGCUUCUCUUGAUAUACUUCGCGACGUUAGUGCAAAGUGAUAUUAAGGGUGAAGUGAAGUUAAGGCACGCAAGGACCUUGAUAAGGCAUGGCCGUUCGAGGGUGCACUUUGCACGCCUUCACACAAGGUCGCGGGACCUUGUUCCUCAAGUUAUAGAAGCUGAAAUUACAAGUGAAUUAGCUCAUACGGCGCUUUCACGCCGUGACUGCGUAACAGCUCAAUAUCAAUCACACUGCAACCACGCAGACACAAGUAUCCUCACGAACGGACAACGACGUUUUGUCGAGUACUAA